GUUUGCUCCCUAGCUCCUCUGAAAAACACGAACUUUGCACUCAAAAAAUUGUGUAAUCAUUUUAUUUUCGCGUAAUACAGGGCCGGGGGUCCGUUAGCGUGCGCGCGAGGUGUAUGAGUGACGCGGCUGCGGUUCGGUACCAGAAUCCCGGGGAAGAGAAGCGAGCCGUGCCGCUGGACUGCUGCGGAGGACUCAACAACGUGGACUACUCCAAGAUGGAUUUGUCGCUUAUAGAAGGGCUGCUGAAACUCACCAAUUUCCAAGACUCCAGCUUCUGCGUCGCUGUGGCCGCCAUCAUUUUCAACCCUUUCUUCUGGAACGUGGUGGCCAGAUGGGAGCAUCGUACACGCUCUCUCUCCAGGCUCUUUGGUAGCCCCCACCUGGCCUGUUACUGCCUGGGCUUCGUCAUCAUCCUCCUCAACGUGUACCGCAGUCACAGUAUGACGGUGGCGAUGAAGGCCCAGGCCAAGUGGGAGGUGAUGGACAGGACGGAUGUUUUCUAUGCCGGCGUAGGCCUCAUGGUGCUGGGCACUGUGCUGGUGGUCAGCAGCUUCCUGGUCCUGGGAUUCACUGGAACCUUCCUUGGUGAUUACUUUGGCAUCCUGAUGGAUGAGAAGGUGACAGGCUUUCCUUUCAACAUCACAGGGAACCCAAUGUACUGGGGCAGCACUGCCAACUACCUCGGGCUGGCACUUAUCGGGGCGAGUCCCGUCGGCCUCGUCCUCACCGCCAUGGUAGCCGUGGUUUACAAGGUGGCCAUACGAUUCGAGGGACCGUUCACUGAGCUGAUCUAUCAGGAGAGGAGUCAGAGACGCAAGCGUGAAUAAUCCCUUCCGGCUCCUGGGCGCUCUGAGGAUUCUGACAGGCCAUCAGUCGUCCUCCUCCAGCAGGGAUCCACGGGCCGCGCUCACACUGCAGCUGCAAGAGAUCCAUUUUUUUUUCAUGUCGAUUCAUGGCCUCCUAAUUAACGUGGAUUCAACAUUGAGCCGUUUUCCUCAUGUUCUUUUUACAUAGAAUGGAGAAGAAAUAGUUUGGUAUUGUGAAGAAGAAACAUUCUUUCCUGCUAAAGAUUCCAUGAGAAGAUUGAUACAAUAUGAGGAUCUGUAAGGAGCUAGAACUAGGGGCUGAUUAGCUUAGCUUAGCUUAGCCACUGUGAAGAGUUACAGAGAAGGAUGAAUCUGGAACUAGUUACACUCUCCAGACUUUAUACCCUCGAUCCUCUUACUUGAAUUUUUCUUCUCCUCCAUCUCUUGGCAAAGUUGCUAUAAAGGGAUAUUCAGAAGUUCUGAGCUUAAGGUACGAGUUUAGUGCAUGUUCCAAAUUGUUUUUUCACUGGUUCAUCACUGCCACACGCUCCCAGCAAUUCUCUUCUAUAGUUCAUAAAAACAUGAAGCAGCGUGUUCAUUCAAAAUACUGCAAAACGACCAAAUCCUGGUGCUGCACGAAGACUUUUGCAAACUUUUUGUGUUCAGAGAAACAUAAAUGUGUCUCACAUAGCCUUCGAUACUGCCAGCGUUUUUGUAAGUGUUGUACAUGUGAUAAAUGAACCCUUUUAAAUGUCGAGAUGUACCGACUGUACCUAUGCAAACUAUUCCGAACUUAACACACACUGCCUGUUGAAAUGUUUGUUAUGUAAUAACAAUAAAGUAAUGUCUCUCUGUGUGUGUCCCAC
This is a messenger RNA of Pungitius pungitius (ninespine stickleback), 1672 nucleotides long. It is a transcript of the gene pemt, whose product is annotated as phosphatidylethanolamine N-methyltransferase. The coding region runs from base 114 to 827 and encodes 237 amino acids. Lineage: Eukaryota; Metazoa; Chordata; Actinopteri; Perciformes; Gasterosteidae. Gene Ontology annotation, molecular function: phosphatidylethanolamine N-methyltransferase activity. The record is from RefSeq and is a predicted model, not a curated record. The transcript has 7 exons. Gene Ontology annotation, biological process: phosphatidylcholine biosynthetic process.